UUAAAUAAACAGUUGAUUUUCAAUAAUUCUUUUAAGAUAUACACCAAAAAAUCAUUACUAACUGUAACACAGAACGUAUUUAUUUCGAGAUUUCAGCUGGAAAACGCAUAAAAUGUCUGGUGCUUAUUUCUUGGCUGCGGCCGAAGAAGAUCGUAAGCAGCGGCAACUGAGAGUGAACAAGCGGGUUCUGAGAGAACAGGGCAGUCCCUUGGACCUCCCAGAUGAGGAGUUCCUCAAAUUGUUUCACCUGACUAAACCCCUAUUUAAAGAUCUUUGCACCGUGCUUACACCUUUUCUACCAGGACGUCAAUAUUCCAAUGCGAUUUCUUCUGAUAUUAAGAUAUUAACAGCUUUGGCGUUUUAUGGACAAGGUGGCUAUCAGAAAGAAGUUGGCACAAAUCUGCUCGGUCUGUCACAGACUUCCGUGCAUGAUUGUCUGAGGGAUGUCACCAACGCACUCAACUCUCCGAAAAUAUUGAGAAAGUACAUAAAGUUCCCUAGGACCAAUCAGGAGUUAGAGGAAGUAUCUAGGGGGUUUUUCCAAGAAUUCGGUAUUCCUGGCGUAGCUGGUUGCAUAGAUGGGACCCACGUCGCCAUCAUCCGGCCUUGCGAGAACGAGGGGGCAUAUUUCAACAGGAAGAACUAUCAUUCCAUUAAUGUUUUGAUUAUAUGCGACUCGAAACUGAACAUCCUGUAUGUGGACGCGUCAUUCGGCGGCGCCUGUCACGACUCGCACGUGUGGAGCCAGUGCCCCGUCGACCAUUUCAUGCAGCAACUACACAGUCGCGGGGAAGGCACCUACUGUCUGCUUGGGGAUUCUGCGUACGCGCAGCGACCUUGGCUGAUGACGCCGGUGCCGCGAGCCAACCCCGGUUCGGCCGAGGAGUACUACAAUCGACUGCACGCACACGCCCGCAGCGCUGCGGACCGGUGCAUUGGCGUGCUGAAGGGACGCUGGCGGUGCAUGUUAGCGCACAAGGUACUCCGCUACAGCCCCAUCAAAGCCGGUAAGAUGGUGAACGCGUGUGUGGUACUCCACAACUUCGCCAACCAAGCCGGUUUAACCGUGGACUUACAAGAGGAGCUUCACCUGGACUACCAACAGCAGAUCCUCGAGGCAGUGGAGUCCCAUGAUAUGGACGGCUCGAGGCAAGCCUUGAUCGGUCGGCUUUGGGGUACCCGUAGCGCUUGUAUGUACCAAAUGGAGUAUAACCGCCAUUGUGACGGAAAUCAAUAUUUUACAUAGAAACUUUGUUAAAAAAAAAUAUAUAUGCCUGUAAUAAAGAUAUUAGUAUUAUUAUAUGUACUAGAUGUACUAGGACAGCAGAACUUUAUAGGAAGUACAGUGAACAUUUAUCUGUAGAACUGGUAUGGAGUGGCAUCGUAAGAUUCGAUUUCAGAACGUUGCAACCCUAAAAUGUUACGUCACCGCUCUGUGCAUUUGUUCAUUUUAACUUUUUUGCGUUUCUUAAAUACAUAUAAUUUUAUUUAAUAUUACAAAGUUGGAGAGUAUGUUUGGUUGAACGCGGUAAUCUCAGGAAAUACUGCUUCGAAUUGGAUAUUCAAUUCAUCGUGGAAGGCUUUUAACCCCGUAAGGGUAGUAAAGAAAAUAGUAUUAAAGUUCGUAAUUUUUUUAAUUCAUGUUGUAUGGGUUUAUCGUGAUAUUAAAACAAUUUGACCAGAGUUAUCUGAUUAAAUGUGAUAUUUUAUAUGAAUGUAUUAUUAUAUAAUUUUUUUUUAUACUUCUGUAUUAAAUAUUUUACUUUCUGUGAUACUUUUACCUUCUUUCAUAAUACUUAAGUGUAUACUAUGUGUAACUGAAAACCGAAAUAACACUUUACAGGCUUCAGAAGUAUAUUAUGUACUGUCUCUGCGACU
Messenger RNA from Pararge aegeria (speckled wood butterfly), 1878 nucleotides. RefSeq names its product putative nuclease HARBI1. The record is from RefSeq and is a predicted model, not a curated record. The coding region runs from base 113 to 1246 and encodes 377 amino acids. Lineage: Eukaryota; Metazoa; Arthropoda; Insecta; Lepidoptera; Nymphalidae. The transcript is spliced from 6 exons.